Messenger RNA from Hemibagrus wyckioides, 5606 nucleotides. RefSeq names its product coiled-coil domain-containing protein 81-like. The coding region runs from base 2559 to 4484 and encodes 641 amino acids. The record is from RefSeq and is a predicted model, not a curated record. Lineage: Eukaryota; Metazoa; Chordata; Actinopteri; Siluriformes; Bagridae. The transcript has 14 exons. Gene Ontology annotation, cellular component: centrosome.
AGACAUUUUGGACAAUUUCAUGCUCCCAACUUUGUGGGAACAGUUUGGAGAUGACCCCUUCCUGUUCCAACAUGACUACACACAAAGCAAGGUCCAUAAAGACAUGGAUGAGUGAGUUUGGUGUGGAGGAACGUUACUGGCUUGGAUUUGUUGGGGGGUCCCAUAACUUGUGGCAAUAUAGUGUAUGUGACAUUUUUAUAACAAUAAUUUAAUAAUUUGUUUCAGGCAUUUGGCAGACGCCCUCAUCCAGAGCGACUUUCAUUUUAUACAAGUGAGCAAUUAAGGGGUUAAGGGUCUUGCUCAAGGGCCCAGCAGUGGCAGCUUGGUGGAACUAGGAUUAUAAUUUACAACCUUUCAAUCACUAGUCCAACACCUUAACCACUAAGCUAACACAUCCACUUAAUUUUGGAUCUCCAUAGAGCAUUUUACUGGUAAAGACUUUCUUAAAGGAAGAGAAAAUCCUGUAUAUUCUUUAUUAGUAUUUUAAGAACUAUUCAUCUCAUAAAUGUGAUGAUUGAAUCAUCCAAUCAGGUAGCAGCAUUGCAACGAAUAAUAUGGUGCAAGAGCUUCAACCAAACUAGACAGCUGAAGAUUAGACAAACCUCUUCUUUCUGUAUUCAGUUGUCAAGUUUUAGUCACUGUGAUUCCCGUCAUUUUCUGACAGGAGCCCUUGUGUUUCCCGUCAACUGCUGUUGAAGCUCUUGUAUUGUGCAUUUUGUGAUGAACCACGAAUGACCCUUUCUGACUCCAGUGACCAUUUCCCACUCAGAGUAACUGAGAUCAUGUUUCCCCAUUCUGAUGAUUCAUGUGUAUAUAUCAUUUGGGAUUAGGGUUACGUUAUAUUAGGGUUUGUGUUUUGAUUCUAUUGGUUUCUGAAUUGCUCAAUAUUUACAGUGUAAUAACAAUUACACCGAGAUUUCUCAAAAGAAUGGUUGUCAACCCAGCGUUUUUAAAAAUAGCCACAAAGUAAUUUUCCUCCAUCCCCUGUUGAUUAUGUAACUUUUCCACAGACUAUGAUGAUGGAGAAAAUCUGAGUGCUGAGGAGGUAAAGCAGUUUGAUUGACUAGAACUAGGAGUUACCUGCUUAAAAAGUGCAUAAAGAAAUGAGACUUUUGACCCUAAGCCUAUUCGUGCACAGGAGGUUUGUGGUUUAUGUAAGUUUUGGGAUGUCUGGUUUUACAUGCACAUGAACUUGCAGCUAUAACAGCUUCAACUCUUCUGGGAAGUCUUUCCACAAGGUUUAGGAGUGUGUUUAUGGGAAUUUUUGACCAUUCCUCUAGAAGCUCAUUUGCGAGGUCAGGCACUGAUGUUGGACAAGACUCUGACUCGCAGUCUCUGCUCUAAUUCAUCCUAAAGAGACUGCAGGCCAGUGAAGUUCCUCCACACCAAACUCACUCAUCCAUGUCUUUAUGGCUCUUGCGCACUGGUGUGCAGUCACGUUGGAGCAGGAAGGGGUCAUCCCCAAACUGUUCCCACAAAGUUGGUCGCAUGAAAUUGUCCAAAAUGUCUUGGUAUGCUGAAGCAUUAAGAGUUCCUUUCACUGGGGCCGAGUCCAACCCCUGAAAAACAACUCCACACCAUAAUCCCCCAUCCACCAAACUUUACACUUGCCACAAUGCAGUCAGGCAAGUACCAUUCUCCUGGAAACCACCAAACCCAGACUCGGAUUGCCAGACAGAGAAGCGUGAUUGGUCACUCCAGAGAACACGUUUCCACUGCUCUAGAGUCCAGUGGCGGUGUGUUUUACACCAGUGCAUCCGUCACUUUGCAUUGCACUUGGUGAUGUAAGGCUGGGAUGCAGCUGCUUGCUCACUGUUCUUGUGCUAAUCUGAAGGAGUUUGGAGGUGUGUAGCUACUGACUCUGUAGAAAGUUGGCGACUUCUGCGCACUGCGCGCCUCAACAUACGCUGACCUCGUGGCCGAGCUGCUGUUGUUCCUAAUUGCUUCCACUUUGUUAUAAUUCCACUAACAGUUGACCAGAGAAUGUUUCCAUCCAUCCAUUUUUGAUACACACUUUAUUCCUAAUUAGGGUCACGGGGAUCUCCUGGAACCUAUGCCAGCACACAUUGGGCAAGAGGCAGGGGUACACCCAGGACAGGUCGCCAGUCCAUCACAGGACAGAGAAUGUUUAGUAGUAAGGAAAUUUCAUGAAUGGACUUGGUUGCAACUUAUCAGGGCACCACGCUUAAAUUCACUGAGCUCCUGAGAGAGACCCAUUCUUUCACAAAUGUUUGUAGAAGCAGUCUCCAUGCCUAGGUUCUUGACCUGAUACACCUGAGGCCAUUGACUGGAACACCUGAAUUCAAUGAUUUGAAGGGGUGUCCCAAAACUUUUGGCAAUGUAGUGUAUGUGCCAAUUCCGUCCCUGUCUAUUGUCUAAAACCACAAUGCGGGAGGUUGGAGCGCGCAUCAGUGUGUUGCGUCAUCUCUCCAUGGCAACGAACUCAGCUCACCAAGAUUCCUGCGCUCGCGCGGAGCGGACACGGACUGCUCCUUGUUUAGACGGAUUUUUAUUAUAAAUUGUUCAGAUUUGUUGGUUUCAGGAGCAGUUUUAACGCCAUGACAGACGGCUUGCUUGCCGUGGUGUCGGAGGCAGAACGCAACAGCUUCCCAACUCUGUCCCAGCUGAGCGAGAACGAUGUGGACAAUAUUUGGGCAAAUGUGUCAGCUUUCAUCGAACGGCACAUGUCUAUGCAAAAGGGAGUGUGCAUCGCUGGCCUCGGAGUCUUCACCUUCUCGCAGCAGAAGCUGGACGUAGGCAGCAAGUAUGUCCUUUAUCAGAGGCCAGUCUUCAUCUUAACUGAGAAACUCUGCCAGUCUCAUGGCCUUAAACAGAGCAAACCUCUUGCUGCAGCAGGGGACAUUCCGGUGGUGCAGCUCAAUUUCAGCGCCCUGAGUGUGGACAGCCCGUUCGAGCGCGACGUGGUGGAGGGCUGUGUGAGGGAGAUGCUCCUCCUGUUGCUGCGUGCUGUGGCUGCCCAGCGCAGCAUCUUCCUUAUCUUCAGGGGCAUUGGCGUCCUCUCAUUCCGGCACAGCAUCGUCAAGAUGAAGUUCUACCGUGACUUCAUCUCGAGCAUGGAUGGCUCAGGCACACUCCUCUGGGCUCUGACCAACAGACCUGGAACAAGCAUCUCCGUAAUCUCUGGGAAACACUCAAGCCUCCAGCGCCCUGGGAGCUGCAAUGCCAUGACCUUCCCCAAAAUCUCAUCCGGAAAUGCACUGAGAGAGGUGAAGGAAGUGGAGGAUGAAGGUUCUGCCUCUGAGCUGUAUGAUAGACAAGAGGAGAAUAGGAAUGAGUCCAGGCCGCCCCCAGCCAAAGUAUAUGGAAACAUCUCAAGUGAUAACCAAGAGACUGAAAUUCCAUUAGAAACUAUGGAAAGACAGGCUAGAGCCCCACAGCCACCAGAUGGCACUGCUGAAAAAGUAGAAGAGAAGCAAGAAGCUGAAUGCCCCGGUCUGUCAUGCCUGGACCACACCCGAGCUGGACAGGAGCUCUGCUACCUGUGUAUGCAGCGAGCCCAGCGUAAUGUGCCACUGUAUCUAGCAGAGGAGAGAAGCAGAAAGGACAAGGAAGAGGAGAAACUGCUGCUGCUCGCUCAGAAACACAGAGAUGAGCAAUUCUUUCAGAGAGAACAAGCCAAGCAAGAGCAGAAACGGCAGAACAAUAAGAAGAUGGCAGCAUUUAAUCUCGGGGUUGCUGAAACACUGCGGGCAACGAAGUCAGCAAGGUCGUCCAAGUUUGAGGGCUCGUACAUCUUUGGUAGACGGCCUGCCACUCCUCCCAAGCUUCUGAAACAGAGGUGCUACAUGCAGGAAUUGACAGAGCAGCUGACUCACAGGAGGCUGAACCACACACAGAGAUGCCAAGACCAGGAGCUCACUGAGCGGCUCCAUCAAAUCCAGCUAGCUGAUGAGUUUGCUAAAAUGAAAUCUCAGGAACGUCUCCAGAAAAAGGAGAACAUGAAGAGGCUCCAGAAGGCCCUGGAUACCCAACUGGAACACCGGAGUCCAGGCCUCCCUGCACGUCAGCCUGACUCGGACGGCCCUGUGUUUGGGGUGUGGGACGGUGCUCCAGAUUUGCUAGCUGAACAAAAACUGAGAGCACAAAGAGUUUGUGAAGAGCAGCAAAAUGCAGCGAGCAUGAAGAGGAAGGAUGCGCUGUGUAGCCGACUGAGUGAGCAGAGGAAGGAAAGAGAAAUGCUGCAGCGCAACCACCAGGAAUUAAAUGCAGAUCGGAUCAACCGUUAUGAGAGGCUGAGGAAACUGAAGACUGUGCUAGAAGACGCAUGGUCUCGCAGCGCUGACCUGAAACACUGCCGAGACUUGGAGGAGAGAGCUUUCAUUAGGUCUGGUGGCAGGCUGCUGAUGGAUCAGUGUGAACAGUACCGCCGCUGUUUCCAGUGCAAGAGAAAAACCACCAACUGUGGUGAGAGCAACAUCUGGAAGGAGUCACACUACAUCCCCGGCUCUCGUCUGAUGGUGUAGCCUCCUCUACUCUACUCUACUCUACUCUACUCUACUCUACUCUACUCUACUCUACUCUACUCUACUCUACUCUACUCUAGAAUCAACUCAAAUACUUGAAGUUCUAGUACAAUUGAAUGUGGUGGUAUCUAUUUGAAGAAAACUACAACAACUGGUAAAAUUGCCAUCACAGGAUCCUUCUCCUUCUGUGAUUCUCCCACCAGUGAAGACACACGUAAUUACUUUUGAUUUUGCGUUAAUUUCUGUGAUUGAAAAAUUCCUGGAAAGACUGAUAUCUGUUUGGUAUCUGGCAUGGAUGCUGAAACCUCUGCUGAGUGAUUUCUUUACACUAAAAGUCAUAAAGGUACAAAUGUCCUUCUGGCUACAUGUGUCAUUCUUUUAAUGGCCUAAAAUAAAAAGUCCCAAAGAAAAACCUGUGAAAUAUUUUGCAGUAGAAGUACCACAAAUGAACAUUUAUUAAUAAUCAAUUCAAGCUUUAAUUAAUACGUGAGCUAAUUUUUGGAGCAUUAGGAAAUAAUGACGCAUAAUACAGUAUGUUAUAUAUUAUACUUCGUAUACCUUUGAGUCAUUAAGGACUAGCUGUUAAUAAUACUAAUAGUUAAUUAACAAAGUCAGUAUCAUACAUGAAAUAUAGUUAAACCUGGAAAAUUGCUGUAGUUUAAGGUGAAUAAAUUACUUCAAGGUAACAGCAACUCCACUUCAGGUCAGAUCAUACACCACUCUGGUGUUUAUAAAUUUUGUACAAUAUCAGGUUUUAUUCUUCACUUUUAAUGUGAUUCAGCUUAACAGAAAUCCAGAUGUGUAUUUAGCUUCCUAAUGAGCAAGAGAUGACAGUGGCAGUGUAAAGCUUCCUGAAGUGAUAUGAGGAAGAAAGCUUGAGAGGAACCAGACUGAAGAAGGAACCCAUCCUCAUCCGAGUGACACCAGGUUAUGAGUCAAUACUCUUCCACAAUUGUAUGCUGUAAAGUCAAACAUUACUGACCACCGCAAUCUCACAGCAAACUUUAGUCUAGGGUCAUCAUUUCCAGUAGUGAACGAUUCUCAGAUGCAGCAGAAGAAAAGCAUCAGGAAGACUCCUAGCUAUGACUGAAAAAGUGAAGGUAACACGGGCAUGAAGGGACU